This is a messenger RNA of Penicillium verhagenii, 1389 nucleotides long. Its product is annotated as battenin family protein. Gene Ontology annotation, cellular component: membrane; vacuole. NCBI's taxonomy places the organism in Eukaryota, Fungi, Ascomycota, Eurotiomycetes, Eurotiales, Aspergillaceae. Gene Ontology annotation, biological process: regulation of intracellular pH. The transcript is spliced from 3 exons. Bases 1 to 1389 code for a protein of 462 amino acids. The record is from RefSeq and is a predicted model, not a curated record.
AUGCCUCGACUCGAGUCUAGCGGGGACACUCCGAUGCCCCUGGAGGAGACAUCACCCUCACGCUGGUCUCGUUUCUGCGACCGACUCAAAGGAUCUUUUAGCGGUGCAGACCCCCGAGUCUGUAUCGCUUUCUGGCUGUUUGGCUUAAUUAACAAUGUCCUCUACGUGAUCCUUCUAUCCGCGGCCCUGGAUUUGGUCGGUCCCGAUGUGCCCAAAGGCGUUGUUCUCCUGGCGGAUAUCAUCCCAGCCUUCGCAACCAAGCUGAUCGCGCCGUACUUUAUCCACCUUGUCCCGUACUCCAUCCGAGUCAUUAUAUUCGUUUUCCUAUCAGUCAUCGGCAUGCUGGUCGUGGCGAUGAGCCCGAGUUAUACGGAAGGCGGUGCGAUUGCUUCGAAGAUUGCGGGUAUCAUAUUGGCCAGUCUCUCGGCUGGUGGUGGUGAGCUGAGCUUUAUGGGUCUGACCCAUUACUAUGGCCCAUUCAGUUUGGCUGCGUGGAGUAGUGGUACCGGUGCAGCUGGAUUGGUGGGCGCUGGUGCUUAUGCACUGGCUACCAAUACCUUUGGAAUCUCGGUGAACGUGACGCUCUUUGCGUCAGCUUGUUUGCCGGCUAUCAUGGUGGUGAGCUUCUUUGUGAUCUUGCCUCGAGAUCCGCUGCGUGCCGUAUCUCCAGAUAGCUAUCUCUCCGUGGAAAGAAUUGAACAUCCGGAUACUGAGGACAUAGAUGAAAGAGGUGCCGAGACCGGGCGCGAAGAGUCUGAAGGACUACUUGGCGUAUCUGUUCGUUCAGAUACACAAAAAUCCGUUCAGAUCAACAACGAGGCCCUUUGGUGGGAUCACAUGCAAAGAAACCUGCAGCAGCUUGGAAAGUUGUUUUUCCCAUUUAUGCUCCCGCUACUCCUGGUGUUCAUCGCCGAGUACGUGAUCAACCAGGGUGUUGCUCCGACUCUUCUCUUCCCCAUAUACUCCACCCCUUUUAAGGAUUUCCGUUCCUUCUAUCCAGCCUAUAACGCCAUCUACCAGGCCGGCGUCUUCAUAUCUCGUUCCUCUACCCCAUUUUUCCGGGUGCAUUGGCUCUAUAUCCCGUCUCUCUUGCAGCUACUCAACUUAGUUCUGUUGAGCCUGCAUUCUAUGUUUAACUUUAUUCCCAACCUCUACCUUGUCUUUCUGGUGAUAUUCUGGGAGGGUUUGCUUGGUGGCCUUGUAUACGUCAAUACAUUUGCGGAGAUCAGUGAUCGUGUCCCGGAAGAGGAGCGAGAGUUUUCACUUGGUGCGACAACCGUUAGUGACUCGGCUGGAAUUUGUAUCGCUGGAUUCCUCAGUAUGACGCUGGAAGUCGCUUUGUGCAAGUUUCAAAUGUCCCGUGGUAGGGAAUACUGCCGGCUAGUAUAG